GGUGAGCAGGGGCCCCCAGCUAUGGCUCCGCAGAUCUGUGGAGUUUUCAUCUGCUGUACUGUUUAAGCAUGCACCGAGGAGAGGAGCACGGGCAAGAACUUCAGGGGCUGGUGACCUUUGAAGAUGUGGCUGUCUAUUUCACCCAGGAGCAGUGGGCUCUGUUGGACCCUGACCAGAGAACCUUGUACAGGGAAGUCAUGCUGGAAAAUUAUGAGAAUGUGACUACACCGGGACUUCCAGUUCUUAAACCUGAUCUUGUUUCCCGUCUGGAACGAGGGCAGGAGCCUUGGGCGCCAGAUUCUCAGAUCUUGAACGGACGAAAAAUCUCUGAUGCCAUCUCAGAUAACCUUAGAAAAAAGCACUUAUGUACUGUGUGUGGGAAACGCUUUACUCAGAAACCUAACCUGAACAGACACCUGAGAAUCCACACAGGGGAAAAACCUUAUAAAUGCUCGGAAUGUGGCAAGUGUUUUGGAUGUCAGUCUCACCUUGACACCGGGCAGGAAUCUAUGCUGAGAGAGACGCCGCAUAUAAAUGCUCAGUCUGUGGAAGUGCGUUUUGCUUGCCAGUCUCAGCUGGUGAUCCACCAGAGAUACCACACAGGAGAGAAGCCUUAUAAAUGCAGUGACUGUGGGAAAUGUUUUGCUGACCCUUCAGCCCUUGUGAGCCACAAGAGAAUCCAUGUAGAAGACAGAUCCCAUAAAUGCACUGAGUGUGGAAAGAGCUUUGUUCAACUGUCUCACCUCGUGAAACACCAGCGGGUCCAUACCGGUGAGAAACCGUAUAAAUGCACUGAGUGUGGGAAAUGUUUUGCAGACCGUUCAGUCUUUGCAAAGCAUCAGAGAGUCCACACUGGCGAGAGGCCUUACAAAUGCUUGGAGUGUGGGAAAUCCUUUGCCCGUCAAGAGCACCUUGGAAGCCACCGGAGAGUCCACACAGGGGAGAAACCUUAUAGAUGUUUAGAGUGUGGGAAAUGUUUUGCUCGCCAGUCACAUGUCAUAAGCCACCAGAGGGUCCACACGGGAGAGAAACCUUGCAAGUGCUUGGAGUGUGGCAAAUGUUUUUCAGAGCGCUCAACAUUUGUGAGGCACCAGAGGAUCCACACAGGAGAGAAACCGUAUCGGUGUUUGGAUUGUGAAAAAUGUUUUGCUUCUCCUUCACACCUUGCAAGGCAUCACAGACGACACACAGGAGAGAAACCUCACCGUUGCUUGGAGUGCGGGAAAGGGUUUGCUGAUCGCUCUGCCUUCGUGAAGCACCAAAGAGUUCACACAGGAGAGAAACCCUAUAAGUGCACAGAAUGUGGGCGAUGCUUUGCCAACCGGACACACUUGGUAACCCACCAGAGAGUCCACACAGGAGAGAAACCUUAUGGCUGCUUGGAGUGUGGGAAAAAGUUCAGUGCAAAUAGAAGCUUAAUUCAGCAUCAACGACAACAUAUAACCUAUCCUCUGGCCCAGUAUAUGCAAAACAUGUUACUUAGACAUCAAGCCCUGCGUGACGCCGGAGGGACUGGGCAGGAAAAGAAGCUCUAUGAAUGGCUUUCGUCUGGGAAAUGGCUGAAUCUCCAAAGAAGCCUUGUUCGUAAUGAAGAUAUCCGCAAGGAAGGGACACCUUUAGCAAUGCCUUGAUCAUUCCCGUGAGGUCAUUCAUCAAAAGCCUUGGCUUGCGCUGAUAUUCCAAGGGGCAGCAUUGUUGGCAUUAUUUCUACAGACUGGCUUGCAGGUGGUCAGAAUGGAGGGCACUGAAGCCAAACUGAACUUUUAGCAAAUUUUAAAGAUGGUUGCAAUUCUCAACAUAGGGAUUCUUGUCUUAAAACCUGAGCACAAAACUGAAGGCUUUUUGUGUGUUUUCGAAAAAAGCAGGCUGUCAGAUUUGUAUGAGUCUCAAAAGUUCUGUAAGUUAUCAACUUAAAUAGUGAAAUACCACUGACAUUGCAUGUCAGCUACUGUAGUUACUACAUAGAGGUGCGUGAUGGAUACCAAAUACUGUAUAUACCGGUGAUGGCGAACCUUUUCAAGACCGAGUGCCCAAAUUGCAACCCCAAACCCGCUUGUUUAUCACAAAGUGCCAACACGGCAAUUUAACCUGAGUACUGAGGUCU
Molecule: messenger RNA, 2104 nt
Organism: Sphaerodactylus townsendi
Lineage: Eukaryota; Metazoa; Chordata; Lepidosauria; Squamata; Sphaerodactylidae
Product: zinc finger protein 501-like
Exons: 6
Coding region: 69-1631 (520 amino acids)
Biological process (GO): regulation of transcription by RNA polymerase II
Molecular function (GO): RNA polymerase II cis-regulatory region sequence-specific DNA binding; DNA-binding transcription factor activity
Source: RefSeq, a predicted model, not a curated record